CUGAAGGUUAGAGAGGGGAGGGAGCUCUGAGUUGUAGCCAGCCCAGGGUGUCACUGUCAGAACAGCCGAGGCAGGGAAAAAGGAGAAGCGGGAAUAAGAAUGGCAGAAAAUGUCCUUUAUGCUGACCUGAACUUGCCUGAACCAACCAGACCCAGAAUCCUGACGGUCCCUGAUGUCCAAGGCUCAGGUUGUACCUACGCAGAAGUGAAAGUGAAAGCCCAAGACACAAAUGCUGCAGCAAACUGCAAAUCAUCAGGUAAAAGCUGUUGUUCCAGAAAACAUGUUGCUAUAUUGGUGGUGAUAAUCCUCGUACUGGUCCUGGCAGUAUAUUUAAUAAUCACGUAUGGUCCAACUGCAAACAGCCAACAGGACUCAACAACAACCAUCCCUGAAGAGGCACUAGGCUGCCCCCCACCAUGGAAAAAACAUGGGAGAAAAUGCUACUUCUUUUCUCCAGAGGCGAAAGCAAAGGACUUGAAAGGCUUCCGUGCAGAAUGCACUGCCAAGGGCUCAGACCUGGUGGUCAUUGACAGCAGGGAAGAGCUGAGUUACCUGCUCUCACAAUCAAGAUUUAACUACUACUUACUUGGUCUCACAUACUCUCCAGAGGAGCAGAAGUGGAAGUGGAUCAACACCGUGGAACAUGACCCAGCCAUGUUCAGGAUAAGUAGAAUUUACCCUGACUAUCUCUGCACGGUCAUUGGAUUUGGUGAAGUACAAUCUGCACCUUGUGGUGGAUCCACAACAACACAAAAUAUGUGUGAAAAAGCUGCUACAAUGACAAAAAGGCUUCAGAAGGAGAGCUAAAAACAAGAGGUCCAGGCUGAUAUGUUAUGCCCAGCUUCCUGUAGGAACCAUGGAUGGGAUGUGUCUCAUUUCUCUUUAGCUGCCCAGUCUCUGCUCCCAGGCUCUCCUGCAGCCUCUCUCCAGACUCGGGGCUGAGCUCAGCCCACCCUUUCCCUGAUGGUGUCUGAGCCUGCAUGGAUCCCCUCUGGAAGAGCUGGCCCUGGCACACAGGAGGAGUCUGGGACUGUCUCAUGCCAGAGGUGGCACUUCCAGGCAGGCCCUGCCAGGGCAGAGGACUGCAGCCUGGGGACAGGAGUGAUCCCAAACAGAUCCUGACUCUGCAAGUCACAUCCAUCCACAGCCCUGUGUUCCCAGUCCUGCCUGGGCACAAGGAGACCCUUCCCCUCCUGGCCUUGCCUGCAGCCACAAGGGAAGCGCAGCACAGAUUUCUGGCUGGGAUCCUGUAGGGAAGGACAACCCCACUCCUUGCCAGGAUGUGCAGGAUAAAGUCAGGUGAGGUUGUGGAUAAAUCUUGUGCCAGACUGUUCCAAGAGCACAGAGUAUCCCAGAGCCUGGGAGGGGAACUGGAAUCAGCCCAAAGGAAAGGAUCCUACAGCAGCACAGCUCUGGGCAUAAAAUCAGCCCCAGUCCUGUGUGGGGAAGGAAGGAAUGGGAGAUUUUGGAUCUGCUGGGGAAGGCCACAGGAUGGAGACCAGCAAGGCCUGGAGAACAGAGUCCCAACAGAAGCUGAGCUGGACAGAAAACAGGACAAUGAAACCCACAGUGACCUGUGAAGAAGCUGCUGAGAAGCAUGAGAGUGAAUUCCACAGGGAAUGGCAUCACCAUGCUCUGCCCUCUUUUCCUUGGAAAUGGAUCACAGGACAGGGCAGCUCUAUUGAUGUGCUCUGGGUGUCCCCAGAGAGCUCCACUCAGCUGUCUGGGCUGACUGCUGGGCCCCUGGACAGUUCCUCUCCUUUCCAUUGCAUGUAAUAAAGCUUUUA
This is a messenger RNA of Motacilla alba alba, 1787 nucleotides long. RefSeq names its product killer cell lectin-like receptor subfamily B member 1B allele B. The transcript has 7 exons. Lineage: Eukaryota; Metazoa; Chordata; Aves; Passeriformes; Motacillidae. Bases 100 to 807 code for a protein of 235 amino acids. The record is from RefSeq and is a predicted model, not a curated record.